UCACGAACUAGAUUUAACGAAACUUUGGAGUCCGGACAUGAGAGAGAAAGAUGAGGAGGGAGGUGUAAGAAACUGGGAAGAGAAGGUGGUGGUCUUGUUGCCAUUCUGAUCUAAAGCUUGUGUCUUUCUGCUUCGUUUGCAUCUUCUGCUGCGUAAAGUUGAUUCUUUUCUGAUUCUUCCGUAGAUUUCAUCUCUGAAACUAGUUCUAAUACUUUAUCUACAGAUCUCUAUAUUCUAGGUGAAGGUUUGCUUUUGAUCCGGCUUGGGAGUUUUGAUAGACUUGAUUUUAACUCUUUAAGAGCCAUAUGCUCACAGUGGUCGGAUAUAGUACAUCAGAAGUUCACACAAGAGAUAUAUAUAAUUAUUCUUGGGUACCACCUGCAGAAUGUCAUUCCGCAGCAUAGUUCGUGAUGUAAGGGAUAGUUUCGGGAGCUUAUCUAGGCGUAGUUUUGAUGUCAGACUUACUGGGCAUCAUAGAGGAAAAUCUCAAGGAUCAGUGCAGGAUUUGCAUGACCAACCUCUAGUAAUUCAAAAUAGCCGUUGGGCCAGCUUACCCCCGGAAUUACUAUUUGAUAUCAUUAGACGGCUAGAGGAGAGUGAGAAUACAUGGCCUGCUCGAAAGCAUGUUGUUGCAUGUGCUGCAGUUUGCCAGUCUUGGAGGAAUAUGUGCAAGGACAUCGUUAAGAGCCCAGAGUUUUGUGGCAAACUUACAUUCCCUGUGUCCUUGAAGCAGCCUGGGCCACGGGAUGGAAUCAUUCAAUGUUUUAUCAAAAGAGAUAAAUCUAAUUUAACAUACCACCUAUUCCUUUGUCUCAGCCCUGCUUUGUUAGUUGAAAAUGGAAAAUUCCUCCUUUCUGCUAAGAGGACAAGGAGAACAACUUACACUGAGUACGUUAUUUCCAUGGAUGCUGACAACAUCUCUAGAUCAAGUAACACUUACAUUGGAAAGCUGAGAUCAAAUUUUCUUGGUACAAAGUUCAUUAUAUACGAUACACAGCCUCCAUACUCUUCUGCCCAUAUAUGCCCUCCUGGGACUGGGAAGACGAGCCGCAGAUUUUAUUCCAAAAAGGUCUCGCCUAAGGUCCCAUCUGGGAGUUACAACAUAGCUCAGGUAACAUAUGAAUUAAAUGUGCUUGGGACUCGAGGACCAAGAAAGAUGCACUGCGUUAUGCAUUCAAUACCAGCUUCAGCACUAGAUGCAGGUGGCACUGUUCCUGGCCAGCCAGAGCUUCUUCCCCGUUCCCUGGAGGACUCGUUUCGGAGCAUCUCGUUUUCAAAGUCUCUAGAUCAUUCUAUUGAGUUCAGCAGUUCGCGAUUUUCUGAGAUUGGGGAAUCCUGCAUCGAAGAUGAUGAUGGCAAGAUGAGACCCUUGGUUCUGAAAAACAAGCCUCCAAGAUGGCAUGAACAGUUACAAUGUUGGUGCCUUAAUUUCCGUGGACGAGUAACAGUUGCGUCUGUUAAAAACUUUCAGUUGAUUGCUGCCACCCAACCAGCUGCUGGUGCACCUACACCAUCUCAACCAGCUCCACCGGAGCACGAUAAGAUCAUUCUUCAGUUUGGCAAAGUUGGGAAGGACAUGUUCACCAUGGAUUAUCGGUACCCUUUAUCUGCAUUCCAAGCUUUUGCAAUAUGCUUGAGCAGCUUUGACACCAAAUUGGCUUGUGAAUAAGAUAAAUCAUGAAUCAGAAGGGUUAUAAGUGAGCUAAUGAAACAAUGAUGUUGAUGGUAUAUUUCCCUUUGUUUUUCUUUUCUUUUCCUAUUUUCAUUACCAGUAUCAUGGGAGUAGGCAAUUGUUGUUACUCAGCUUUUGUAUGACUAAAUUGUAACCGUAGUGCAUCUCUGAUGUAAUAGGAUUUUAGAGCAUUUUUAACAUACAAUGUUGCUAUGUUUCUUUCUCAGUUGAUUCUACCAACAAACCAUCAUUUAACAUAUUUUAGGCUCUGCUGCAGUCUACAUUGUCUGGUACAUGUUUGGUAAUUGAGAGGUAUAUAUAUUCUGUCACAUGGUGAUUGUAUGUACUUGUACCUUGUAUGGUGGGUGCUGAAUAGAUUGAUCUUAAGAAUUGUUUGGGAAUCAGGAAAACAA
Molecule: messenger RNA, 2085 nt
Organism: Glycine soja
Lineage: Eukaryota; Viridiplantae; Streptophyta; Magnoliopsida; Fabales; Fabaceae
Product: tubby-like F-box protein 8
Exons: 6
Coding region: 386-1669 (427 amino acids)
Molecular function (GO): protein binding
Source: RefSeq, a predicted model, not a curated record